Messenger RNA from Vitis vinifera (wine grape), 1407 nucleotides. RefSeq names its product GDSL esterase/lipase At5g45950. The coding region runs from base 116 to 1195 and encodes 359 amino acids. The record is from RefSeq and is a predicted model, not a curated record. Lineage: Eukaryota; Viridiplantae; Streptophyta; Magnoliopsida; Vitales; Vitaceae. The transcript is spliced from 5 exons. Gene Ontology annotation, molecular function: hydrolase activity, acting on ester bonds.
UGCGGAGUCUCGUCACAGCCCCAGAAACUACAGCACCCUAGCUUUCUUUCUACUCCAUCAAACUUCAUUUUCUCUUCCUCAAAAAUUCAUCAAACAGUUCAGUUACAGUGCUGAUAUGGUGAUGAGGAUGAGGUUGGCAUUGCUGGUACUUUUCUCUCUAGCUGUCACGCCAUUGCUGGCUCGAGCUGUGGACAUCCAUCAGCUGAGGCAGUUGGCAGCUCGGAACAAUGUGACGUGCAUCUUGGUGUUUGGGGAUUCCAGCGUUGAUCCCGGAAACAACAACCAACUUGAUACUAUGAUGAAGGGAAACUUCCCUCCAUAUGGGAAGAACUUCCUCAACGGCCGCCCCACGGGGAGGUUCAGUAAUGGAAGACUGGCCACUGACUUCAUUGCGGAGGCAUUGGGUUACAGAAACAUAAUUCCAGCCUUUCUUGACCCACACAUACAGAAGGCAGAUCUGUUACAUGGAGUUAGUUUUGCAUCAUCUGCUUCCGGUUACGAUGACCUCACCGCCAAUCUCUCGAAUGUGUUCCCAGUUUCCAAACAGUUGGAGUAUUUCCUGCAUUACAAGAUCCACCUGAGGCAACUGGUGGGAAAGAAGAAGGCAGAGGAAAUACUCGGAAGAGCACUAUUCGUUAUGAGUAUGGGCACAAAUGACUUCCUCCAAAACUACUUCCUGGAACCCACUCGCUCGGAGCAGUACACUUUGGAAGAAUAUGAGAAUUACUUGAUCUCUUGCAUGGCUCAUGACAUUGAGGAGAUGCAUAGACUAGGCGCUAGAAGACUGGUGGUAGUUGGGAUACCCCCAUUGGGGUGCAUGCCACUAGUGAAGACACUAAAGGACGAGACAAGCUGUGUGGAAAGUUACAACCAAGCAGCCGCCUCAUUCAAUUCUAAGAUCAAAGAAAAAUUGGCCAUCUUAAGAACAUCCUUAAGGUUAAAGACUGCAUAUGCAGAUAUAUAUGGGACGGUAGAACGAGCGAUGAACAACCCCAAACAAUACGGUUUUACGGUGACAACAAAGGGGUGUUGCGGGUCGGGGACGGUCGAAUAUGCGGAGUCAUGCAGGGGGUUGAGCACCUGUGCAGAUCCAAGCAAGUAUCUGUUCUGGGAUGCUGUUCAUCCCUCAGAAAACAUGUACAAAAUUAUAGCAGAUGAUGUUGUGAAUUCUCUUGACCAGGAUCUCUUGCUCUAAGGAUCAUUUGUGUUGGCAGUAACUUUGAUCUUGAACUUGGUGCUAAUGGUUUCUAUCAUGUUUUUUAAUGUUGGAGAUAGACAAGAAAGAGCUCCAACUUAAUGUUUGUUUACACAUGCUUUCUCCGAACCUUUGAUUAAUUGUCUAUCACUAUGACAAAUGAAUAGGUUUGAUUUGUCUAAGUCUGAAUAAAAGAACCGAAUUUAAAGUCA